UUCGACCUCCUCAUUAAGUUUGACGCACCUCUUCUUCAUCCUCCCUUCCACCAGCUUUCUCGGCUGGCAGCUGCGCGCCAUGAACUCCACUCUGUUCAUCAUCGGCAUCAUAGGAAACAUCAUCUCGGUUCUGGUCUUUGUUUCUCCCAUCCCCACAUUCUGGAGGAUCGUGAGGAGCAGGUCGACGGAGGACUUCGAGGCGGCGCCGUACGUCCUCACGUUGCUCAACACAUUGCUAUGGCUAUACUACGGCCUCACCAAGCCUGACGGCCUGCUCAUCGCCACAGUCAAUGGCUUCGGCGCUGUCAUGGAGACCAUCUACAUCGUCCUCUUCCUUGUCUACGCGGCCGAUCAUGCCAAAAGGGUUAAAACCACAAAGUUGGCGGCAGCUUUGGACAUUGGAUUUUUUGGGGUCGUGUUCGCGACCACAACAUUCGCCAUUCGUGGGCUUGACAUGAAAAUCGUGGUCAUUGGAUUGAUAUGUGCUUGCCUUAGCGUGUUCAUGUAUGGGUCCCCACUCGCUGCCGUGAGAAGGGUGAUCACCUCGAGGAGCGUGGAGUACAUGCCCUUCUUCCUCUCCUUCUUCCUCUUCCUCAACGGAGGCGUCUGGGCCAUGUAUGCCAUACUCGACAAAGAUGUCUUCCUCGGGGUCCCAAAUGGGAUAGGUUGCUUCUUGGGAGGUAUCCAGCUGGUUAUCUACGCGGUGUAUAGGAACAGUAAGGUCGGCUGUCAGUCUCAGGGCACUCACGAAGCAUCAUACGAUGCUUCGACAUCUCUUCUGUCCUCCUAUGCCGGCACACAUGGCCAGAACGAUGUAUCCACUCAUGUUUAGUGAUUUCGAACGAUGUGCCGAAAUAUUACUACUAUAGUGAUUGUGUAAAAUUAUGUAAUUUUUCGUAGAGUGAAGUCCAAUUUUUACCUCUACUUGAUAUUUGUAAAGCUAGCUAGGUAAGUUUUCAUCUGAAUACCCUAUUUAACAAAAGUUUUGCAAGUUUGUAUCCCAAUUACCGAAAGUUUUCCCUG
Messenger RNA from Triticum dicoccoides, 1023 nucleotides. Its product is annotated as bidirectional sugar transporter SWEET17-like. Gene Ontology annotation, cellular component: membrane. The record is from RefSeq and is a predicted model, not a curated record. Gene Ontology annotation, biological process: carbohydrate transport. Gene Ontology annotation, molecular function: sugar transmembrane transporter activity. The coding region runs from base 80 to 832 and encodes 250 amino acids. NCBI's taxonomy places the organism in Eukaryota, Viridiplantae, Streptophyta, Magnoliopsida, Poales, Poaceae. The transcript is spliced from 6 exons.